Molecule: messenger RNA, 6935 nt
Organism: Doryrhamphus excisus (bluestripe pipefish)
Lineage: Eukaryota; Metazoa; Chordata; Actinopteri; Syngnathiformes; Syngnathidae
Gene: zfc3h1
Product: zinc finger C3H1-type containing
Biological process (GO): RNA processing
Cellular component (GO): nucleus; exosome (RNase complex)
Molecular function (GO): protein binding
Source: RefSeq, a predicted model, not a curated record
AACCAAAUGCACUCCUGUUCUGACGGCGGCAGUCUUCAUAGCAUUUAGUUGAUUUAAAUGUUCAUAAAACUGCAUUACAAGUUGUAUUUUGAUAACGUUUUUACUGUAGCAAACGGUCCCGAAAAACGUCAAAUCGGGUAUGUGAGAUAAUGUUCUUCUACUUACGACUAUUUGGCAACACACUGUAGUGUCGCGAUACUUGCCGAGACUUGAUCAAGUGAGAUUUGCCGAGGUUGUGAGUGUUUUGGACAGUGACACAAAAUGGGUUUUACGAGCUGAAUUCGACGUUCAUAUACUUGCCACUUUUACCGUGGACGUCAACAUGAGUCAGGACUCGGUGGCUAUAGUUUCGAGGGACGAGAUCGAGCUCGAAGACGGAGAAAUCUGCGACGACGACGGCGAGGACACCGCCGCGGUCCGACGGGGGGAAGGGAACAGCAGGCCCGGCGGCGGCCCUGUCAGGAUGCCGAUGCAACCUUACAUGGGAAACCCGGCGCCGGACUACCGCCGCAUGAUACCUUACGACGUCCACGGACCGCUGAACCACAGGCAGCAAUGCGGGCCUAGCGGGCCAGACCGGCCUCACGCUCCCACACAGCCGCCUCCUAUGUGUGGGCCCGGCCCACGGCCCAGCUUCUGGGAGCGGAGCCACGACGCCCUGGGAAGGUUCAGACACCGAGCCAUGCCCAAUGGAGGUCGUGGGGCCUGGCACCGAGGAGGCUGGGCGGGUUGCGGCGCGAGACCCCAGCUGGGUCGGUACGGUUGUGGAGAGAAUAACUGGAAACAAAAGCAGUUUGGGCGAAACAUGACCCGAAGAGCGCCACCCGGUGCCACCAAAGGGGAUAGUGGCUUUGAAGAGACCUUUGAGGACUUGCUGUCCAAGUAUAAGCAGAUUCAACUGGAGCUAGAGUGCAUCCGCAAGGAGGAGAGCAUGGCACUGGAGGCAAAAGGUCAGGAUGCGGGGGGCAAAGGUCAGGUUGUGCUGGCUAAAAGUCUAACCUCGGAGACCAAAGGCGCAGACUGCUGUCAUCCUGCAAAAUCCGAAAUUCCUCCUCAAGCGUCAGGUGAGGGCCCAUCGGAAAAUAAGAAAAGCUUUCAGGCUUUCAACAUCAAGCCGCUGCGAGCGAAACUGUCCACGGCCGUCAGUCUGGACACGAGCGUUCAAGAGGGGGAGGCAGCAACAAAGGCGGACUCGGAGAAGAAGACGGAUAAACAGUCUGAAGCAGAGGUGGUGGUGUCGUGCGUGUGCUGUAAUGAGGAAGCAAAGCAUGAUGAACAAAGCUCUGGCAGAGAGUCGCCUGCUUCUAGCGAAGACGUCUACAUCUGCCUGGAUGAGCUGGGGGAUCAGGUGGAGGAGGAGGACCUAUCAGAGCUCCAGCUACGUCUCCUCGCCCUGCAGUCAGCCAGCAGGAAGUGGCAGCAGAAGGAGCAGCAGAUGAUGAAGAGGACCAGAGAGCCCGUGGCUCAAGCGACUACACCCAACAGGCUGAGGGUCACGACCAGGUCUGCGACCACUGACAGGAGCAGAUCCAGGUCCAAGCCUCAGGAUAGGGAGCGGGACAAAGGCAAGGCUGUGACGAGGCCCCCCGAGAGAGACCGGCCAAAGCAGAGUCCCAAACCUGGAGCCAAAACUCUGGAACGAGGCAGAGCUGCUGCUAAACCACCCACAUCCAAGAAGUCUGCAGGCCCAGGCUCGAUGGUCAAACCACCCUUCAGGAAGCAGCAACAGUUGUGGGAGAUGCAGGAGGACGAUGAACGUUACAAACGAGAGGAUGAAAUCCGCAAAAUCCGGGACCUGUCCAACCAGGACGAGCAAUACAAGCGUUUCAUGAAGCUGGUGGGCGGGAAGAUGCACAACAGUGCCAAGGUCAGGGAUGGAGAACUCAGGAAGUCUACUGGCAAAGCUGGUCUGGAUGCCACAGGAAAUCUCUACCAGUAUGACAACUAUGACGAGGUUGCAAUGGACACGGACAGCGAGGCGGGAUCCCCGGGUGUGUUGUCACAUCUUAGCUGCAAUACCACCACCCAUCUACGCACCAGUACCAGUAACGCACGCACCCCGUUUCCUGUUGAAGAGCCUGCCUUUGGGAUGCACUUUACCUCCACCCCCAUGGCCGCCGGCCUUCCCCCGCCACCGCCCCUACCCCCUCCUGCUCACGAGCAGGCACCCCCUCCAAAGCCUCCGUUCGCUGAUGAGGAAGAGGAGGAGGAGAUGCUGCUUAGAGAGACCUGUCUAAUGUCCAUGGCCACCAAACGGGUGCCGGCAGUAGAGCAGGAGAAGGUCUGGAGUGGUCCUCCUUCCCCGAGUGUGGCGCCCCCAGCAAGUACCGAGCAGCCCAGCAGAGGGAACCUGAGUGCCGUCAGCCUCAACACAAUGGCGGCAUCUCAUGGGAACAAGUUCACUCGAGGAGUUCCCAGAACACCUCUGGUGCUCCCCCGACACAAAUCUGUGGUGGUAUCACUCCACGAAUCAGAUGACAGCGAUUCGGACUUGGAUGCUUGCAGCUCCACACAGGGUGUGAUUGGAGGUCUGGAGUUCAUGAUCAAAGAGGCACGCAGGACCGUGGAGGCAACAAAACCCAAAGGUGCGUCUGGAUCGGAGAAGGAGAACAACCCAUUACGAACACCAGAAGCCUUACCUGAUGCCAAAAAGGCGGAGUAUCGCCUCCUCAGGGAGGAACUCGCCAACAGGGAGAAGCAGAAGGCAUCAAAUAAAGAAGCUGGUGCAACGCCUGCUGCUGCAGCUGCCACUGUCGACUUACUCGAGCAGAAGCUGCAAAAGCAAAGAGAGUUGCUCCUUCGAGAUGAGACAUUGCUGAAGAACCUCCUGCAGCAGGAGCUCAAGAAGACCGAGUCCCUGAAGGCGGCCGAGUCCAAGGUGGUGCGACUCAAGGAGCAGGUCCAAGCAUCCGAGAAGAUUGUGCUUGCCAACAAGACACUGCUCAAGAAGCUUCAGGAGCAGGUGCGGCGUGUGGAGCACCGUGUGUCCAUCAAAAAGACAGUAGCAGCCCGCUUGGAGCAAGACCUACUUCGGGCUCAGCAGGUCGCGGGAAGAGAACCCAAACGCAAAGCCGAAACUAUGCACAAGCCGCCCAGGAAACUGCAGCGUGUCGGCGCCACCAGUAUCGGCCUGGAACGUCACUUUGCAGAUCUCAUGGCUCAGAAGCAGCUGCUGCAACAGCUGGAGUCCGAAUAUGCCCUCAAGAUCCAGAAGCUGAAGGAGGCCCAGGCCCUGCGCAACAAAGUAGCGGCAUCGGAACCUCCGGCCGAACAGCGGCCCAAACCCGCCGCCCUCCCCAACCCAAAAACGUGUGCACCAGCUGCCUCCAGCCCACCCCCGCCACCCCAGCCUUCCCUGCAUGACCUCACCCAGGACAAGCUGGUUCUAGACAGUGAGGACAGCCCGGAAGCGGAGGAUUCCGAGUCAGUGCCUACGCCUUGCGCCGUGGCCGCUCUCCCCCGCCGCCGCUCUUUGCGUCAGUCCAUCUCCUCCACUAAACCUAACUUGGAGCAGUUGACCCCAACACCUGCCAAAGACUGCAGCACCUCCAAGCCCGCCAAGAGCGGCACAGCCGGGCCCAUCGAUGCAUACAUGGGUCUGGACCUGGACGCACUGAGGCACCGGUACCAACAGCACGGCGGCCUGGGUGAGUUACUCCUGAAAGAACUGCACAAAGUAGACGACAAUGCGGACAGGCCAGAAACUGCAAAGGUUCUCACGGUGGAUGUAGAAGCAACCAAACAACCCAGUGGGUUUCCAAGACCGGUCCCUUUUGGACCUUACCAUAGCCCUCUGCUGGUCUUCAGGUCUUACAGGUUCAGUCCAUACUACAGGACAAAGGAGAAGUUGUCUCUGAGCUCACCCACCUACAGCAACGCCAUCCAGCCUAAAAAGUGUUUCUGUCGCUUUGACCUAACCGGAACCUGUAACGAUGACGACUGUCCAUGGCAGCACACGAGGAGCUGUACUCUGACAGGAAGUCUGCUCUUCCAGGAUGUUCUCUCCUACAACUUGUCUCUGAUCGGCUGCACCGAGAGCUCCACUGACAGUCAAGUCAGCGCCGCGACAGAAAAGUACCUGACCAAACUGUUUGGUCCGAACAAGGAUGGAAUGGGUGUGGACCAGAAGGCUGUCUUCCUGGUCAGCAAAGUCAACGAGAGCCGCCGUCACGUGCCGCCCUUUACUACCUGGAAGGACAAGAGGAAAUGGAGGCCAUCUGGUCAAAGCGAGCGGCGCACAGACCCUGACGGGGAAGAUGACGCCGCAGCAGGGAAUCAGACGUCCCUAACAUCUGACUUCGGCGGGCUGCCUGGCGGCAUGAGCACGUUGGAUACAUGCGUGACGUCCGAAGACAAGCGUUACUUCAUCAGUGACAUUGACGACAUCUCCAAGCUGGAGAGCAGCGUGUUGGACAACCCCGGAGACACUCAGCUUUGGAUCAAACUCACUUUCAGAUACCUCCACCAAGGCGACACGCCACCAGCAGAGUGUUUGGAGGCCGCCUUGAACACACUGUCUCGUGCUCUGGAGAACAACUGCGACGACCCCGAAGUGUGGGCGCACUACCUGACGCUCUUCUCCCGGCGAGGUAGCCGCGAGGAAGUGCAGGAGAUGUGCGAGAUGGCUGUGGAACAUGCCCCCGACCGCCGCGUGUGGUGGAACUAUUUGACUUUAGAGAGCUCGUUCGAGGGGAAGGACUACGUGUGCGAGCGUCUGCUGAAUUUCCUCCUUGCUGAAGCGUCGGGGGGCGUGUCGAAGGAGCGUUCCUUCCACCUGUUGGAGGCUCUAUUCCAUCGAGUCCAUUUGAACGUCUUCACGGGGCGGCUGGAUGCUGCCCUUGACAUCUUCCAGACGGCCUUGAAGUCGGGUAACAGCCAGAGUGUCGCCAAUCACCUGAUGGCAAGCGACCUUGCAAUGGCGUGGCUGUGUUAUAUCCACCUGAAGGAGUUUCGGCGUCUUCCAUCAAGUCUCUACGACCCGUUAGAGUCUGGCCCGUCCAGGCUUGUCAGCACCGAGCACUUCCUGUUGCCCUGGCGGACAGCACAGGACAUCAGCACACCACAUGAUGACAUAAUGAACCUCUUCCAAGACGCCAUCAGUCAAUGCAGUGACAAGUCGUCGACGCAAAGCGAGAGGACGUCUGCGUGCCUGCCACUAUAUACCAACUUCCUGCUCCUGUACAGGCUAUUGGACAGGUUGGAAGACGGCGUGUCCACGUGCGAGACGCUGCUGGAGGCAUGUCCCGAGUCGUGCAGCCUGCGGGAUGCUCUGGCCGACCUCCACUUGCGCUCGGGGAAUGGCGAGCGUGCCGUCAGCUCGUGGCUACACGCGCUAGCCGAGUGUCCCAACAAUGCGGAGGUCUUCUACUAUUGCUGUCGUUUCCUCAUGACUCAGGACAAAGCGAGUGCUGUCACGCCGCUUUUCCGGGGGUUUGUCUUGUCUCUGUGCGAGGACGAGAGCAGUCACAUGAUGCCUGUGGACAUCUUGCGGAACAUCCUUGGCCUUCCGACAGACCACAUGUGCCCUGCUCCCAUCGUCAAGAAGGAUCUGGAAGAGCAGAUCAACAAGCAGAUGCCCUACCUGCACCUGCUACACUGUCGCUGGCUUUGGUUGCACGGCUCCGUGGACGACACGCUGGACGCUUUUGAGCGAGCGCUGGGCUCGGCCAUGCGGAUUGAGGAGCUUCACCGCCUGUGGACAGACUACCUGAUGUUCUGCGGCAGCCCACGCGUCCAAUCUCAGGCCGCCGGGCAUUUGUCAGAGCUUGUCCUGCGCUGCCUUAGUACAGUCCCGUCCCGUCUCGAGGUGCCCUUUGACCCAGCUCACUUCUGGACAUGUUAUCGCUUCCACAACAAGGUGGUGUCUCUCUACCUCGGCUGUGUGGACACGUCUCAACAUGCACUGGUGCUGGAGAGACUUCACUACAUGAUGCCCACAAACAUCGCACUGGCACUCAGGUUGCUGCACCAAGAGUGGACUGAAGGAAAUUUGGAACACAUGGGCUUCCAGGCUAGGAUGUUGACCGGCAGUGCUCCGAAGUCUUUGGCCUCUUGGAAAAUAGCCAUUGCCGUGGAAACAGAGCUUAGGCACCCGUCAGAGGUGAGACGUCUUCAUCAGCAAGCGCUGCAGAACCUUCCACUGUGUGCUGAACUUUGGAAAGAUCUGUUGCAGUUGGAGGCGGCGGGAGCUAGCAGCAGCAGCGGCGGCGUUUCCGAGCGUCUACAACGGCUGCUGUCGAGGGCUCAAGAGGUCGGCGUGAGUUUAGUUGACGGCAGAGCCGCGCAGACGGGCGAUGUCUGAAGGCGGCGACACUUUGAGUCAGGAAAAUAGCAGGCAAUGACAACCGAGGGGGGGAGGAACCCAACCCCCGAGACAUCAAAAUCUCUGCCGCCUCCUCGUGUACGUAAGUAUCGAGCUGCUGAGUGACGUUUGUCUUUGUGUCUCUCACUUUUCAUCCCCUUUUUUAGUUUUUCUUUUCCCUUGGGGGGGAAGGGAUAGGGGGUUUGUUGGGUGAGGGGGCGUGGCCUGAAGGCUGCCAACUUUUUGUUGUUGAGGAAGAAAGCAAGCAAGACUUUUAUUUUGUUAAACUGCUCGGAAACAAAGACACACUGCCAUCUGGUGGCCAUCUUGUGGUGGCCAUUUUAGCGGGAACUGAAGGACGCUAGGACAAGAAGACCUCUGCCAUUUGUUUUGUUUUUUUUUGUCAUUAAAAGUAUUAACGGAUCAGGACAUGUUUUUUUAACAUGAAAAUGCUAUUAAAUUAUUUUCUUGACAUAAAGACGACUCACUUGUCUUAUUCAAUUGACACAAUUGCUACAAAAGCUACUUAGCUGACAGGAAGAAAUACGUACAACUAGGAGAAUACACAUCUGCAAGUUUAUAUGUUACGUCCGGAGUUCCCCAGGGGUCAAUACUGGGGACAAAACUGUUCAAC